GGUGAGCGGUGACGCGGCGUACAUUGUCCUGUUCCUGAUUUCUAGAUUUUGUGAUUUGUGAAUUUCUCACAAUAUAUUUGGAAUUACCUAUUCAGUGCUGUUCUUUAGAUUACUAUGAAGUCUAUGCGAGGAAGAAACCCUAAUUUUGAUAAUUUUAAUAAUUUUGAUGAAGGUCCUAAUGAAGAAUGGGAUGAUUUUGAACAAAGACCGAACAUGGGCAAUUUUAGGAAUGAGCGCUACAGUAAUGCAUAUGGCGAUUAUAGGGGGGGUUAUGGGCCAAUGAAUAGUGGUGGAUUUGGUCCAAUGAAUGGUGGUGGUUUUGGUCCUAUGAAUAGUGGAAAUUUUGGACCUCCACGUAAUAUGGGCCCGCCUCCUGGAAAUUUUGGACCUAGACCAUUAUUUCCUCCAGAAGAAAUGCAAAUGUUCAUGGGUAGAGGAUUUGGUCCCCAAGGUCCUAAUAGAUUUAGAAAAAAUAAGGAUAAAGCUACUAGAUAUUUGAUACGCUGUGGAGUCCCGAAAGAGCACUUGAAGAACUUGCCCAGAGACUUGCUGCAAUUAAUAGAGCCACAGUAUUGCGGUUUGUGUGGUCAAAGUUUCAAUUCAUUUGCUAUAUCUCGCACACAUUAUGUUUCCAAAAAUCAUUUGAAGAAUCAGAAAAAAUGGUUAUCGCAACAUUCUGACGGGGCCUACCAGCAGGCUAGAGAGAUCCCAUUUAAGUCACGUGAGCUGUACUGUGAACUGUGUGAUGUACAUAUUACAUCUAAAUCUCAUGCUGAUUCGCAUUACGCCGGAAAACCCCACCGCGCUAUUGUAGAAGGUCGGAAAAUGCCUCGAAAUCCUGCUUUACUGCAGCCCAGUAUGGCUAACCGAUUGGAACAACUUAUUCGUCGUGAAAAGAAGAACCUAAAGCCCUUGGAAGAUGCAGAACUCAAAGAGGAACAGACUAAGGAAACCAAAACUGUCCAGUCCGAGCUCUAUUGCGAUAUUUGCAAGACUUCUGUAACUUGCACUGAACAAAUGACCAUGCAUUUGAAUGGUAAAAGACAUUUGACAAAAGAAAAGCAGCAUAUUCUUAAAAUGAUGAAAGGCGAUACCAAUGAUGAUAAGAACAAAACUAAAGCAGGUGGUGAGGAAGAUUAUGAAAAUGAAGAGGAAGAAGAUGAAGGCGAAACUGGUAAAAAAGGAGACGGGGAAAAUGCGGGUGAAGAAGCAGACGAGGUAGAGGCAGAUGAAGGUGGAGAAGCAGAAGCAGAAGAAGGCGCUGGAGGUGGUGGAGGUGAAGAUGAUUUCGAUUGGGGAAAUGGUAGUGGCACUUGGGAUGAACCGGAAACUAUUCAGUGAGAUCAAUUCAUGAGUAGAAGAAUGCACAUUGCUGCCUUGAAUCAUAAUUGGCGGGAGUUGUAGUCUAGAACUUGUCUAUUUAGUAGAACAGACUUCAUGUCUUUUUAUCUAUACUAAAAUAUUAUUAAUAACUUACAUGUUUUAUUCCAUUAAAAUAUACGUGUAUUCGUG
This is a messenger RNA of Parnassius mnemosyne (clouded apollo), 1512 nucleotides long. NCBI's taxonomy places the organism in Eukaryota, Metazoa, Arthropoda, Insecta, Lepidoptera, Papilionidae. The record is from the annotation of a GenBank genome assembly.